AUGUCUGACGCAUCAGAACCUCUCAGGGGUACAGGCGUACCAUCAUCAAAGCCCAAGCAGGGCAUCAUCUACGAAAUACCAUCGGUUGUCAAAUCAGAUUUGCGCGGGCCAAAGGAGGUGUCUAAAGUUAGCGAACUAGCACUGAAACAGCAUUUCAAAUGCAGCACCAACAAGCAUCAAGACGAUUUGGUGGAUGAGGGUUACUUUUCGCCUUCGCCAACGCCUAUAGAAUCCGAGAUCGAGUUUUUAAGCGGACCAGCGAGAUCUGCCCGCGAAGUCGAGGAGGCUCCACUGACACCACAAUUUGCCAUCAACGACAUUCUCCUGGAGCUUCCUCAAAUUCACGUGACGGACGAGAAGGGUGAAAUAGAAAUUAUUGCGCCGGACGACAACGAGCAUGGACAGCUCUGGGACUUUGCCCGAGAUAAAAUUGCUCGACGAAUGUUCAUUAUUCGAGCUGAUAGACGAACGCAACAUAUGGAGUCAACAUUCUACUCUGACCUCUAUCCUGUAAGGCAACAUCUGAAUCUUCUGCAACUCGACAAGUGUCUAACGCUCCGUCCAAUCCGCCAAGCACGAACAGAAAGCGCGACUUUCUCAGCAGCCUACAUCUCCUACAUGAACGGGCAGCGUAGCAGGGCUCACCCUCAUUCCGCUGGCAACGGAGGAGAAGGAAGCCAGCUAACCGACGCGGAAUCAAUCGUCUACGAAUCUCACACCUCCAACCACAUCACCAUCAUCACCCCGAUCGCUCCAAAAGUUUUGCUAGCCGUUACUGGGUCCAUAUCAACUACGAAAGAACAGGACGCUCCUGCUCAGGGUGGUGACGAGCACAACGAGGGUCUAUCAGAGGACGCGCCCUCAACCGCAGCAACAUCUCCACCUGCCUCACCCCCGUCACCACCACUUGAGCGUUCUGGCGGCCCGAACGGGUUUCUGGAACCGCCGAAAUCACUCCUGGAAGAACUCGGAUCGAUAUCCGAACAGUUGUCUUCCGUCUUGAGGGAGGAAAUGGGUCAGAUGCGGUGGCCCGAUGGGGCUUGA
Endocarpon pusillum Z07020 is the source of this 1044-nucleotide messenger RNA. RefSeq lists its product as uncharacterized. The transcript is spliced from 2 exons. Bases 1 to 1044 code for a protein of 347 amino acids. NCBI's taxonomy places the organism in Eukaryota, Fungi, Ascomycota, Eurotiomycetes, Verrucariales, Verrucariaceae. The record is from RefSeq and is a predicted model, not a curated record.